Messenger RNA from Closterium sp. NIES-67, 2855 nucleotides. The record is from the annotation of a GenBank genome assembly. Lineage: Eukaryota; Viridiplantae; Streptophyta; Zygnematophyceae; Desmidiales; Closteriaceae.
AUUCAGGAACCAGGACACGACGAGGUAUGCUGCUCUUAUCUAGGUACAGAACAUUGACUGUCAGUUUCGUUUGAAGGGCUUUAGCGAAGACACAGUCACCGCCAUUUCCUGCUGGCAAGUCGCUCACGUACCAUAUCAGACCACGUGCUGACAUGAUACGUACGAUCCUCUCAACCUCCGCCUAGACCUCAGAAUCGAAUCCCUCCUCACCCCCCAAGUCCCCGUGCUCCCGCUUUGUCUCCCCUUCCCCCCGCCCUCCUCUCUUCCUUCCCUCCCCUCCCUUCGAGAAACGAGUCCGUUCGCCCCUACCCUUUGGAAGGGUUUCUGCCGUGAGGCCUCUCGGAUCGGAGUCGCCAUCAUGCGCAAGUUUCCGCCGUGGGGCGCACGGCCACGCUGCGCACGCGAGCCUGAGGGGCUCGGCGGGCGGAAGGUCGGAGGGGCAGAGUCACGGAAGAGCGGCGGAAGGCGGAGAGGGAGAGAGAGAGAGGGGGAGAGAGGGAGCAAGCAAAGCAAGCACAAAUGGGACGAGUCGAGAGAGUUCAACUCAUCGAUCCACCGUUCCGACCGCAGGGCCCUCUCCUCCGCAUCAGCUGGCGCUUUGCCGGAGAAUGCUUCAAAGCUCAGAGCCUCUGAACGAGUGGCACUUCCCGAAAGUACAGAGUCUGUGACACGCCCCUCCCCCCUUCCCCCUCCGCCAGACGUCGUUCGUUUCUCGUCCGCGACUAGCGCUGCUUCGUUUCGAGUCCUUCAGCUCGCGUUAUCAUCAUUCCCCCACACUUCACCCAACCUGCUGUUACAAGACUCAGAUCUACCGAGCCGCGGUGUUAUUCGCGGCAGGCGCCGGCGAACACACAACUCCAGCGAGCUUCAAAGCCAAACGCGGCGGCAAGUUGCCGCCGAUGGCUGACAAGCACCCCCCUGACACCAAGGCCGCCAUGGCGGCUUUCAUCUAUGGCUUCCCUUCACGCCGCGAAGUCCUCCGCUUGCUCCGCCUUCAGACGCUGCACGCGCUCAGCCUCCGCCUCGGGUCGUCACGCCUCGCUCAACAACGGCCGGCGCUGCUGGCGGCGGCGCAGCUGGCAGUUGCGGCUGGCGGCGGUCCGAGUCGUGAAACGGCGGAUGGUCCGAAUGACUCGUGGGAAGCGUGGGAGCCGGACGAUUUGGAUAUCGACAUCGUCAUGUCGCUCGACUCGCCGCUGCUGCCGCCGCCGUCUUCGACUUGUACUACUAGUAGUACGUGCACCAAAGUAGUAAGCGGCGACUGGGACAACAGUGACAGUACCCUCAGCAGCCUCGGCAGCAGCAACAGCGCCAGCCAUUGCCGCGUCACGAUCUGCGACUUGAACACGACUCCGCCUAUGCUUCCCCCACUGCCCCCGCCAAUGCCUCCGCCAAUGCCUCCCCCGAUCCCUCCCCCAGUGCCUCCGCCAAUGCCUCCGCCAAUGCCGCACGCUGCGGCGCCUCCAGUGCAGGGGCCAUGCCAUCCAGUGGCAGGGGAUAGUAAUUCCGCCUCUGCCGACUCACGCAGCGACAAGUGCCAACUCCGCCGCUGCGGGAGACGGUGCCUAUGCCGCAGAGAAGAGACUGCCUCAGCCGGCGCUGGUGACGUGGGAGACGCAGUGGCAGCUGCCAGGGGGCAUGCCACAUACGUAUGUUCACAGGUGGAAUGUGGCUCUCCGCCUGUCAGCUUCUAUGGGAGAAGCUCCAGUGGCAUUGGCAAAAGCUCACCAGCAUUGGCUGGUUCUCCAGGCAAAGGCUGAAGAAUCAGCAAGCGGAAGCCUGGCAUCUGCCUGGAUGUCGAGGCUGCUGCGGAUGAUACGACCCAGAUUAACAGGCUACUCGCUCAAGUGCGUUGCCACUGUGGCGCUGUGGAGUUGGAGAGGAGCAAACGCAAUAGCGAGAGAGCUUGUGUCGGGUACAAGAGGGACGUGCCGGAGUGCAAGCAUGCCCUCGUGCGGCUUCCGCCUUUCACCAGCACCGCCAAAACCGCCACCACCACAACUGCCGCCACCACAACCGCCACCGCCAAAACCGCCGCCAUAAAAACUGCUGCCACCACAACCGCCGCAUGGAAAGCCGAGAGCACCACCACGCGCGGCUGCCCUCAUAACAGCAGUCCUCUGCAGCAGCCUGACGUUGCCCAGAGGAGCGGGUGGACGAAGAUGCUUGUAACGGAGCACAAGCUGCAGCAAAAGAGCACGAGGCAAGGGUGCUCAAGAAACACGCAGAAGAGCACGGUUGCUGCUGGUGAUGCUCGCAGUGCUGACUGUGCUGGUGGUGCUGACUGUGCUGGCUGUGCUACAAGUGAGGGGAGAGGGCGUAAGGAGCUUGACAAAGAGCGGCCUUUGGUGGAUGCUGGGUCACGGCAGGGCAGUGGCGCACCGGAAUGUGGUGGCAGUGGGGGGGAGGAAGUGGUGGGGCACGGUAGUAAUGCUGAGAUGCCGGUGGUGGGAGAGUUGGAGGCUGCAGCAGGGGCAUGCAGGCCGUUGGAGAGGCGUGUGAGAGCAAGAAGGGAGAGUGACAUAGGGGGUGAGGUGGAGGGAAGUCAGAGGGAGAGAAGAAGGGGUGGAGGGGUGAAGCUCUUCGGUACAGGAUAAGGCUGAAUGUGGGAACACAUUCUAAGGACUCUUUGUGUGGUGCUGACCAAGUUGCACGGGUUCCUUGAACAAUUUAUGCUGCAUGAAGCGCUUGAAGUGGACUCUUGGCAUCAACUUAUUGAACCCUAAUUUUAUGUGGUAUAUGUUGGCUGGAACGGCAAUCAUACCGUACGUACUUCAGGAAAAUAUGUAUGAAAAUGUAUGAGCAAACAAGUAAGUACAGGGGUAUUAGAGUUGUGCUACUUACUGAAUCCUACU